AUGUUGUCGAGGGUCGUCAGCUGGGGCCAGGUGGCGCUGAAGCGGCGGCCGGUGGUCACCAACACCAUCGUGUAUGCCGCCUUUUACACGGCGGCUGAGCUCUCGCAGCAAACAUUCAACAAAUUCAAAUCGCCUAAAAGGCCGGCACUAGACCUAGCGGCGGCGGCUCGCAUCGUCACCAUCGGCAGUUGUUUAUACGCACCUACCCUGUAUUUUUGGUACAGAUUUCUGGAUAGGAAAUUUGUGGGAACGUCCGUCAAGGUAGUGGUAUCCAAAGUGGCGAGCGACCAAUUCAUCAUGACGCCAAUAUUGCUUGGCGCGUUCUACACCUUAAUGGCUGUAGCAGAGCGCAGGGAAGAUAUCUUUGGGGAGCUAAGGGAGAAAUACUGGAAGACUUUUGCCGCGAACCAAGCGUUUUGGAUUCCCGGGCAGACGGUGAAUUUCUUCUUCGUGCCUUCCCACUUGCGGGUCGUGUACGUGGCUUCUGCCUCUUUCAUAUGGAUCAAUGUUUUAUGCUUCAUCAAAAGGCAGAAGAGCGAGAAGAUACAG
Messenger RNA from Iphiclides podalirius (scarce swallowtail), 549 nucleotides. NCBI's taxonomy places the organism in Eukaryota, Metazoa, Arthropoda, Insecta, Lepidoptera, Papilionidae. The record is from the annotation of a GenBank genome assembly.